Molecule: messenger RNA, 1234 nt
Organism: Anoplophora glabripennis (Asian longhorned beetle)
Lineage: Eukaryota; Metazoa; Arthropoda; Insecta; Coleoptera; Cerambycidae
Product: estrogen sulfotransferase
Exons: 7
Coding region: 84-1184 (366 amino acids)
Biological process (GO): sulfation
Cellular component (GO): cytoplasm
Molecular function (GO): sulfotransferase activity
Source: RefSeq, a predicted model, not a curated record
UGCUGGCACAGCCGCGACUUGAGCUCUUUGCCAAUUGCAUUUCACAUUGCAGUUUAUUGAAUAGUUCGUGUUUUGAGUGCAGAAUGCUAACGAUGUCGCCUACACCAAAAUAUUUAGAAGACGUGAUCAGUGAGACCGACGAAAAUAAAAGUGAUAAGAAAGACUUUCCUUAUAAGAUAACCAAAGUGGAUGACGAGAUAAACAAGGAUUUGUUGCAGUACUUUACAGGCGAACGGACAGGUUUUGUACAAGUGGGACCAAAGAAAUGGUUUUUCCCUUCCGGGUACGAGAAAAAUGCGGGGCACUACUACAAUUUUCAAAUCAGACCUGAUGAUGUUUUUAUAGUAACGUUUCCCAGAUCAGGAACCACCUGGAUGCAAGAAAUGGCAUGGCUAUUAGCCAAUGACUUGAAUUACCAAAAAGCUACGGAAAUACCUCUAGUACAUAGAUUCCCAUUUUUAGAGUUUAGUUCGUUUGUUCAUAAAGAAACCAAAGACGAGUUCCUAAAGGAAAAUGCUUAUGAUGAGGAGAGAUACCAACAAGUGCAAAACAUAGAUUUUCCUGCUUGGAAAAUGUUGACGGAAAUGUCGGGGAGAAGGUUCAUAAAAACACAUCUGCCCUUCAGUUUAUUACCUCCGAAUUUGCUAGAAGUAGGAUGUAAGGUCAUCUAUAUAGCUAGAAACCCAAAAGAUGUGGCUGUAUCUUUUUACCAUUUAAACCGCUCAAUCAGAACUCAGGGUUAUGUUGGAGAUUUCCCAAGAUAUUGGAAUUACUUUGAAAACAACUUACAACCAUGGACGCCUUAUUGGGAACACAUAAAAGAAGGAUGGAGUCGAAGAAACGAACCGAAUCUCUUGUUUUUCUUCUACGAAAACAUAAGCAAGGUGAAUUUGAAAGGCAACAUCGAAAAAGUGUCCAAAUUCCUAGGAAAAAGCUACUCGCUUGAACAAUAUGAGACUUUAGCUGAUCACUUGGACAUAGACAAUUUCAGAAAAAACAAAUCAGUCAACUACGACAUUCUGAAGAACCUGGGGGUUCUGAUCAAGGGCGAAGAGGCAUUUGUAAGGAAGGGUAAGAGCGGUGGAUGGAAAGACUACUUCGACGAGGUCCUCAACGCCAGGGCUGACCGCUGGAUCGAGGAGAAUUUGAAGGACACUGAUUUGAGAUUUCCAAGUACAGUUUAGAAAAGUGUAUAGUUACGUAAAUUUGUUGGUUGUUAAUUGUUAUAACAAAA